AUGGACCCCCACAUCACCCGCGAACUCUCCAGGCUUGACCCCGCCAUUCCCUUCCGUGCCUCACUAUCUCAUCUCCACCAUACCUGGGCUAAAACCUUUUACUGGCACCCGGAACUCUACAUCCAACCUGAAACAGUCCCUGAGCUUCAAAAAAUCGUCACUCUUGCCCGCCGUUGCCGCCGCCGCCUCGUGACCGUCGGUAGUGCCCACUCUCCCUCUGACCUCACGUGCACCUCUGCAUGGCUCGUCAACCUUGAUAACUUCCGCCGCAUCCUCUCGUUCUCGCGCGACACGGGCGUCGUAACUGUAGAGGCGGGAAUACGGCUACGCGAUCUUUGCGUUGAAUUGGACAAAUAUGGCUUGGCGUUGUCAAAUCUAGGCAGCAUUAACGAGCAGAGCAUUGCUGGCUUGAUAUCGACUGGUUCCCAUGGCAGCUCAUUGAGAUAUGGACUGCUGUCGCAAUCUGUACUGGCUCUUAGCAUUCUACUGGCCAAUGGGCAGGUAGUGCGCUGCAGCGCUGAGAACAAUGUAGAGCUCUUCCGUGCCGCCCUCCUCUCGCUAGGCGCCAUCGGCAUCAUCACCGAGAUUACGCUGCAAGCCGUGCCGAGCUUCAAGAUCGCAUGGCAGCAGUCCAUGCAGUCGCUGCCUCAAGUACUAGAGGGGUGGGACACAGGCCUCUGGACGUCAUCGGAGUACGUGCGCGUUUGGUGGCUGCCAUACUGGAAACGAGCUGUCGUCUGGCGCGCGGAUAAGACCGAUUUGCCACUCCGCGCACCCCCUUCAAAUUUUUACGGUGGACGUGUUGGAAACCUCAUUUACCAUAAUUUAUUAUAUAUAUCUAAUUACAUCCCGUGUAUCCUUCCCUGGGUCGAAUGGUUCGUCUUCGGGAUGCAGUACGGCUUCCGCCCAGGAAAACUAAUUACUUCAGCUGUCGAACCAGGCCGGACAGGACUGCUCAUGGAUUGCCUCUAUUCACAAUUCGUCAACGAAUGGGCCCUUCCACUGGAGAAAGGCCCGGAGGCCAUCACCCGGCUCUCCGCUUGGAUAAACGGCGAUGCAGCCGUAGCCCGCAUCCCCUUCAGCUCUAAAGGUGUCUGGGUGCAUUCUCCUAUCGAAGUCCGUGUCUCGGAUACUUCCAAAUCCAACACUCCGCGCCCUUAUCUGGAUGCAUCACAUGCUUCUGGACCAACUCUCUUUCUCAAUGCCACACUGUACCGCCCACACCUGCGCGACCCUCCCUGUGUGGCUAGAUACUAUGAGGCGUUUGAAUGGCUGAUGCGCGAUCUAGGUGGACGUCCGCACUGGGCCAAGAAUUUCAGCUCCAGCACCGGAUACAAUGAGAUACGAGCUAUGUACGGUAAUGACCUAGAAGAGUGGCUGAGGGUGCGCAACGCAGCGGAUUUAGAUGGCAUGUUCCUUGGAGAAUGGCAUCGGAGAAACUUAUUUCCCGCUUCGUCUUAUUCAUCCACUGAUGACGGAGGGGACUGCUUCCCGCUCUCAGAGCGGGAACGGUCAAGGCAGAAACCUUCGAAUUUACGGGGUGUUGGGGAUGGGAUUGAAUAUUUUGGUGAUCAGAGAUGGAUGAAUGAUUCUACUUCUUCUGGUUCUGCAGCGGAGAAAUGGUCUGGCAGCGGCCAGCGAGAGGCUCAGGAUGGGAAUAAGAAUGAUAACGACCACUUUGGGCCGCCAAGCCCCCCGACAACAGCUGCCAGCGAGGAGAGCUUUGAUCACCUUGCCCAUGGAGAAGCCAGCCUCAUGCUGGAACAGAGAUAG
Messenger RNA from Paracoccidioides brasiliensis Pb18, 1773 nucleotides. RefSeq names its product D-arabinono-1,4-lactone oxidase. The transcript has a single exon. The record is from RefSeq and is a predicted model, not a curated record. Bases 1 to 1773 code for a protein of 590 amino acids. Gene Ontology annotation, cellular component: membrane; mitochondrion. Gene Ontology annotation, molecular function: D-arabinono-1,4-lactone oxidase activity; FAD binding.